UAUAAUAAUACUUGCUCGAAUGUUUAAAAACGAACCUUGCGCCACGGCCGUGUGUCAGUGUCGAUUCGUCCGCCGCGACCGCAAUAGCAUAGCACUACGGCCGUAAACGAUACACGCACCGCUCGCGACCACGCAAUACGGCAGACAAUCGUGAAUGACGCAAUAUUAUUGUACACCCGACAACCCGUAACAGUGACAUAUAUUCGCGUACUCGAGUAAUAUUUCGGACGCGGUCGUCGUUCCCACGGGCCAUCGGGUUUCGAUGAAACCGGAGGAAUCUCCGCACUGCCAUAUCGGUGUACUUACCGCGCAAGGCCGUCCGACUACUGCAACGACCGAUUCGCAAUUAUUCACGUCCCGGAAAUAUCGUCUUUCGGCCGGGCGGCGUCACAGCCACUGUACCGUAUUAUCGCGAUAACGUUCGCGACAACAUUAUCAUCGGCCGUACAACACGGUCCCGAACAAUGCCGGAUUACCAUCACGGAGGCGACGCAAAGUGAGUGGGGUCGUACCGAAUACAGAAACAACAACAACAACAACAACAAUAUUAUCGAUAACGGGGUAACGCGCGGAAUAAUGUCGUACACGGGUUUUCGAAGAGCGUCUAUUUUAGAUCGCGGACGUCGUCGGAACGGAUCGGUUUCAUUGCGGUGGUGCGCGCGAUUUCCACGCGAGACAUAUCGUUCCGAUCGGAAAAUGACAAGAAACCUUUGCCGUUGCGUUUCGCGAUAAUUGAUUAGCGCGUUCGGGAACAUAGUUUUGAUUGUUUUCCAAGCGUUUGUCACGAUAACCGAGAAAAGAAAACCGUGCAAAUUUACGGGCAAUCAAAUUUUCAUUAUUUUAGAUUUUUUCAGUUUUAUUUUUCUCCGAGAAAACCCCGACGAAAACUCGGUUUUAAAUUCCAGGAGUAGCGUAUUUUCUCAAAGAAAAUACCGUUAUAACGGGGGGUUUUUUUUUUUUUUUUUUGUUUGUUUUCUGUGAUUAAUGUCGGAAAAACGGGAAAGUUAUUAAGUAACGACAUAACGGUUUCAUAAUUUUCGAUUUUAGUUUGUUGUUGUGAAUUGGUUGAACAUAUUUUUAGAAAUGUGACAUUUUCACAGAAUACUUAUAUAGACGUGAUACAUUUUCAGAACGUUUUGGCGGGUUUUGAGCUAUUUGUAUGCAUUUGACAUUUUUUUUGUUUAAAUUUUUUUUAUAGGUUUAUUUUCAGUUCCUAGUGGUAAAAAAAAAAUGGCGAGUGUAAUGUAGUAUGUUUAUAAACAUAUAUUAAACAAUCCAUGAUAAAAAUAUUAAUAGGACGAAACACAGGAUAUUGUAAACGUGAUGUAUGAUGUUAUAAACCGGAGAUAAUUUUGAAUUUGGAAUGUUUUGAAGUAGGUAUCUAUAGAAUAUUUUAAGAGAGAACAGUGUUUUUUUUCGAUAUAUCCUCUUUUAAAAUUGGCAAUUUAAGAAUUGCGGCUUUAUUCAGCCGUCAGUUGUUUAUUAGUUUAUUAUACCUUAAAAUAAGAUGCGGAUUUUUCGUCCAGCGGUACUUUAUUGUCUUGACAUAAUUUCCAGACAUUUGGAUUACCUUGGCGUUUAGAGGAAAAAAAACAAAAACCAAUACUAUUAUACUAUUACUACUCCGCUCAGAAUCGUUUUUUAUAUUUUUUUAUUAUUUCAACGGUUUAACGUUGUUUCAUUAUACAAAUGAAAUGACACUGACUCCUUAUAUUAUAUCUUUCAUACUUCCCAUCUAUUACAUGGUCAACCCAUCGCGCAAAGUACGUUCGGAUUUCUUUUUAACAAUAUUUUUUUCUUUCUCAGGUACGCGUCGGCACGGGAUUGCGUCCGUAUUCUCCAAUGUCCCACUCACAAGUUGAGCGCCAUUUCAUUGCUGCCCAACAAUAAGGUGAGUGAUCAACGCGCAUUUUAUAGCAGCAAUAUUAUCUAAAAUCCACCGUAUCGGUUACGUCGAUCGGAUUUUCAAAAGUCGUUUCAAAACCAUGUCGAUUAACGAAUAACAAUAAUUAUUAGCAAAAUUAAAAAAAACCAAGUUGUUUAUGUCGAUCCGUAGAUCCGUAGUUCCAACUAACUCACUACUGACCUUUUUUUUCUUCUUCUCCUUUAUACAGCUAAGACAGUUCGUCGAGGACAGCGUAGAGCUCUGCCAGCCGGAGAACGUGCACAUUUGCGAUGGGUCCGAUGCUGAGAACGCUAUGCUCAUCACCCGGCUUCUGGAAACCGGGUCCAUCGUUCCGCUGCCCAAGUACAAAAACUGGUAAGUCUUUACCGUUCCCGAUCGAAACGCGUACCUAUGCAUUAUAUUGUAUCGGGCCGAGUGCUAACAAAACUCGAUGGAAUUGAAAACAAUUUCCCCUCUCUAAACAUAUAAAGUGCCAAUCAAGGUUGAACCAAUUUAACGGAUAUUUAACGGAUUAAACGAUAAUAAUAUAACGGUAAUCCGAAAAAAUAAAUCCGAAUUAUGAUCGUUGAUUAGUCGAUUAAGGUAAAUUUUAUCAAUCGUCAGUUAAAUUUCCGUUAACAAGCCUCGGAUUAAAACUAACUGUUGGUUAAGGAAGUAUUAUUCUAGAUUUAGAGUUUAAAGAACUAAAAGAUUGUAUUUUAGGUAUCUAUACUUACUUUGAAAUGAUUACCGUCUGUUUACCUAAAACGAAACAAAUGACCGUUCGAAGUAAAUAUUAAAAUCACAUAACAGUAUAAUUUGAUCAUAUCAAAAAUCUAAUAUCUUAAUAAACUCUUCAACUAGCCAAAUAUUUCGGCAUAAAUUAUUGUGUGGUUUGAUUACAAUUAAAAUGUUAACUGAGUGAGAGCAAAAUCGCAUUUCUAGUUCAAAAUUGGGCAUUAACAUAAGACUGGCGCUUAAAUUCUCUUAACCGACUGGAGAUCGAUAAAACAUGUUUAAACAAUUUAAAUGUCCAAGUUUGAGGGCAACUAUCGUCCCUCACACACCCUCUAUCACCGGUCUUAGUAUCGGGCAGAACUCGUUUGGAACUGUGGUAUUUUACUUUUAUGUAUCCGUAUAAUUUGCAUAUUAUUAUAGAGGCGUACAACUCGGUAGAAAUCAUUAUUUUUAUAUAGGUAUACGUUACAGUUGUUGUUAUACACGUGAGGCGAAUUAAUUUUCGACGGGCGUUUUUUUUUUUUUAUAUUUUUUUUUUAUUAAACUCGCAUCACGUUUUCCACCAUUUUUUUCGGAAUAAAUAAAUUUAAAUACCUCGCGGGGCCGAAUACAUGGCGAUUAAUAAAGUUCGGCGAUUUGUCGUCGUACCUAAUACCUAUUAUACCCUUAUACAUUUUUAUAUUAGUACGUACGUUAUUUUUUUUUUUCAAAAUGUCCUUUCUUUUUUUUUAUGGGAAUAAGCCAAAUCGGAAGUAAAAUAUAACGCGAGGUUCUAUACUAAAUAACAAUUAAAAAAAUAUACGCCAUGAAUAUAAUUAUAAAUAUUUGUAUUAUAAUAUUACGCAAACGUGUGUUGUAUAAGUAUACUUGACGAUUUUUUCGUUAUUUUAUGCAGCGGAUAAAAUAAUAUUGGUACCUAAAUAAUAAUUUCCUAAAUUAAUUUAUUAUAAUGAUAUACUGCUGUAUAAUAUACAGAGUGAUCCAUUUAUCAUUAACCAGCGAUUUUCUUGAAGGUUUUAUAUGAAUUCAAUUUCUGUUUUUUUUUUUUUUUACAAUCGUCAACUAUUUUAAAUUGUUUAACUUUACCCCUUAUACCGUAAAAUGUAUAGUAUGAAUUAGUAUAUACAUUUGGAUUUUAAAUAAGAACCCCGGUUUAAAUACGGUUUUGAAUUAAGAAUAUUUUUCGAAAACUGUUGAUACGUACAACAUUAGUAUCAGAUUUUACAGUUUAAAGUUGACACCGAAGCGUAAGGAAGGAUUAUCAAUUUACCUAUUACAAUUUAAUUUGUAUUAAAAUACAAAUUUCUAUUUGGAGUGUACAAUUAUUAAAAAUUGUAAAAAGUGUUAAAAUAAAGCUUAAAGGUUUUUUUUAUAAUAAUAAUAAUAAUAAAAAAAAAAAAAACAAAAUUAAAUUCAAAUUGCCUUAAAAUCCUCCGAAGAUUCAUGAUAAAUGGAACACUCUGUAUUAUAAGUUAUACAAUAUUAUACAUAAAAAAUAAAAGUUAUGUUAUGAAUAUACCCACACUGUCUCGUGUUUGUUGGAAAUACGACGCAAUAUUCGUGUUUGUCGAGAAAUGAAAAAAAAAAAAUACGAGUUUAUAAUACGCAUAUAAAAACGAAAAGUAGUUUACAUUCAGCUAUGAAUAAAGGGGAAAUAAAAUAAUAACGUAAAUAAAAUAUUACUAAAUCCGCAUAGGUAUAUUGCAAAUAAACGGAGACAAAUUCAGAAGAAUUCUCAAUUUUUUUUUUUCUUAUAUUGUUUAUUUAUUUAUUUUUUUGUUUUCGACUUCAUUUUGAGACAUAUAUAAGAUAUUCUAAUAGAUUUCGAUUUAUUUUUUCUUCCGGAAAGUUUCAUAAUACGGAUUUUAGAAUACGUCUAUGGUACAAUAUCAGAUUCUGUGAAAAUCACGGAAUUUCAUAUUAUGUUUAACCGGGUGCAUUACGAUUGAGUAUGAUAUGAUUCGUACGGGUCUUUUUCCCUAUUAUGAUUACGUACGUUUUACCUAGCCUUAACUGUGUCUUACGAUUCACAGCUCAAUAAUUUUCGAUAAGAGUUAAUGUCUAUUAUUAUUAUUUAUCUUGGCGUGUCGCACAUUAGCAUCUUUUUUUAGUAUAAGACCGACUCUCGUUGAAUAUGCUACCGUAUUAGUAUUGAAGAAUACUGAUAAUUAGUGCGGUAUUAGUACUAAUAACUCGUGUUUAAUUUAACUUAACCACGGGAAAUUCAUUUAAAAUUAUUAAAUCGUGACGUAGGAAAGGAUUAGCUGUAGUUACAUAAUUUUAUUUAUGAGCGUAAAAUUUUCCAAUUAGAAUUCAAAAGAAUGUUAUUAUUAUUAUUAUUAUUUAAUAUAAAUACAUUUUUUUAUUUAUUAACACAUUAAUUUGCACACACUUUUUACUUAACAGUUAAUUUACUAUAUUUACUAGCCUAUUGGCAGUACUACAUUUGAAUGUUUUAAACGUCUACUUAACAAAUGUAUGCAUAGUAAAUAAACUAAGUUGAUAACGUUGAACUCAUUUUCGUAGGAAACCGUAAUGUUUUUAAGGGUCAGGUUCAAAAAUCGUAUGCAGUCAUAAAUCAUACACAACUACGCUACUUAAAGGGACAUACAAAAUUAUGUAUCACCGGUUUAACCAAACUUUGCUCGGAAUCGUUUUUCGUUAGCAAUGGUUUAUUGUUGUAUGCAGAUAUAAAUUAAAUAACUGUAUGUGUCCUACUUUCCCAAUUGUCCUCCUACAACAGCGGUGCACCCUUUCCUGUUACCAAGUCUUUUUUAUUUUAUUGCUGUUAUAUUAUUAUUGUUAACAAAAUAGUGGCAUUGUCACGGUUGUUGUAAUAAACUUUAUGAAAAAAUAACAAAAUCAAUUUUUAAACCGUGUUUUAUAGUGUAGACACAUAGAUAAUCAUGCGGUCGGCGAGUGCGACUUAUAAUAUUAUUCGAGUAGUGUUGAUUUAACAAGGUCUGAGUAGAAAAAAAAACGAAACUCGUGAUUUCUCUGAAAAAAAAAAAAACAAGAAAAUUAAUUAUAAUGAAGCAAAGAAAGCACGUGUGGUAACGUGUUUGACCUAGGACGUUAUACACACGGAAAUCGAUUGAGUUAAUUUUAAUUAUUCGUUUUUUAAUAUAUAUCACGUCUGGGUGAAAUUUCGUAUGGGGUUUAGAGUAGUUAAUUCAAAACAAAUAGUAUUAUAUUCGGAUAAACGUAUUUAUAAUAAUUAAACACACUUGAAUUAAAUCAUACGUACAUUUAAAUAACACGUGUCAGUUCCUCAAAUUUUGGCCAAAAUCGAUAUCAGUAUAUCAAUAUCUAUUUAAUUGAUUAAUGUUAAGUAAUAUUAACCUUGAUAAUUUGUAUUAUAAUGAAUAUAGUUAUGAAAAGUUAAUUUGUUUCUUUGGUUUUACUGCAGGCGUCUGGGUAUAAUUUGAUGUCGAAAUUUAUUAUUUAUAUUCUAUAGAUGCAAGAAAGACUUUAAACAAGUAUUUAAAUCAAUAUUAUGUCGUAUUGCCCUACGAUUAAAUGGCAUAUGUAAUAAUACUUUUUUUCCCAACUAUGCACUUAAAAUUGUUCUGCAUAUGUAAAUAAUACCAACAAUGCCAUUUUGAUAUUUGAUACUAGCUUUUACUUUUGAAAUGUCACAUUAUGACUAAAAAAAUUAAUAAAGUCCUCCUUGAAAGUGACUAUUCAAUUAGACUGGUAUUCUAAUUGAAUAUACCUAAUAAAUAUUAACUACUAGGUACUCAAUGAGUAAAAAAAUUAUAUAUUUAAAAUUUAUAAUGUAUAUUACAUUAUAACAUUACUAUCUUUUGAAAAAUGUAGGGAAGAUAUUUCAUUUUCAAGAUAUUAUCAUUUAUAAUUUAAUUACAAUGAGAUUAAAUCGUGAAAGUGAAGCUAAUUACUCCAAUUUUCUGAUUUAUUAUCACUAUUCCAACGUAUCAAAAAUACCCUCCCACUUUAAAAUUUCUGCACUUAUAUAUUAUAUGAAUCAUUAAAUACAGAAAGGGCAGAAAAGACAAAAUAAACUCCUUAAAAACCUAGUUUUAUAAUAAUUCAUAAAAUGGCUAUAGAAACUUAAAGAUGAUAUCUCACACUAUAAGAUUAGAUAUUAACGCGAGAUUUGUUUUACAAUUUUUUUUUUUAGAAUUUUCAAGUAUUUAAAUUUUUUAUUUAACCUAACUUAACCUAACCUACCCUUUUUGCAUUUAGCGAUUCAUAUAUAAUAAAAUAGUUGUAAUUCAUUUUUUCGUUUCAUAUUAAAUAUUUGAAUUCAAACUAAACAAACAUAAUAUAAUAUAAUUAAUGUUCUUAAAAAAUAAACGUUAACAAAGACUGGAAAAAACACAUUUCUUUCUCUCUCUCUUUCUCUCUCUUCAGAAAAUAAACUCUCGUUCCCUUCUGGACAGGAUAGGAGUACGAGCAAAACUUAAUUACUUAUACAUAAUAUUAUGUUUAUAUUUUUUUGAUAGCUAUUUGGCGACCAGUAGUCCCAGCGACGUGGCCAGAGUAGAGAGUAAGACGUUUAUAUGCACAGCCGAUCGUAGGGAAGCGGUUAACGUGCCCAAAGCCGGGGUCAAGGGGCAGUUGGGCAAUUGGAUGAGCCCGGAGGACGCGGACGCGGCCAUCGCUGAGCGGUUCCCAGGAUGUAUGAAAGGCAGGACCAUGUACGUAAUACCGUUCAGCAUGGGCCCUCUCGAUUCUCCGUACUCCAAAAUUGGAGUUCAGCUCACUGACUCAGCAUACGUUGUGUGCUCGAUGCGCAUUAUGACUAGGAUCGGCAACCAAGUGCUUGAGAAGCUUGGCUCAUCUUCUAGCGAAGGUUAUUUUGUCAAGGCCUUGCAUUCGGUUGGCUGGCCUGCAGAAGGCCAUCCAGCCCAACGCUCGCAGUGGCCCUGUGAUCCGGAGAGAACGAUUAUCUUGCACAAGUAAGUUAGUAAUAGUACCUAUUACCUACAUUUAAGUCUUUGCUCCCACGGCAUUGCCGCUAACCCAACCAAAUGACAAAUUGUCGUUGUUUUUCGGUAGGCCCGAAAUAAAUGAAAUCGUCAGUUAUGGGAGCGGAUACGGUGGCAACUCACUGUUGGGAAAAAAGUGUUUUGCCCUAAGAAUAGGCUCGUCAAUUGCUCGUCGCGAAGGUUGGCUGGCCGAACACAUGCUGGUCAGUAUAGAAUAUUUUUAUACUAGUGUUAAAUGUUACUUUUUAAAUCAAAUUUUCUUUACCGACUUCUGACGUUUGUAUUGGUACGCAGAUUUUGGGCAUCACCGAUCCUAAAGGUACGAAAAGGUAUGUGGCGGCCGCGUUCCCGAGCGCAUGUGGCAAGACCAACAUGGCUAUGAUGCGGCCCACGUUGCCGGGCUACAAGGUUGAGUGCGUGGGUGACGAUAUAGUGUGGAUGAGGUUCGACCAGAAAGGACAACUUAGAGCUAUCAACCCGGAGUUCGGUUUCUUCGGAGUAGCUCCUGGUACGUCCAGAACCACUAACCCAGUGGCCAUGGAUACGGUAUUUGAGAACACCAUAUUCACUAACGUCGCACGGACAAGUGAUGGUGGCGUUUACUGGGAAGGUAUGGAAGAUCCGGAACCAGGAGUAACGAUCACCGAUUGGCUAGGCGAACCGUGGACACCUGGCUCGACGAAACCGGCUGCUCAUCCAAAUUCCAGGUACAGAUAUUUACUAAAUAAAAGAGAUCAAAUAAAAACAAAAGUAGCAGAAUAAUAAUGAUAAUUUUAUGGUGGAGAUAAUCGCUUGGUAAGAAUAGAAUACAUACCUAGUCCACUAUAUUGUAGUGUGUACAGUAGAAAAGAAAAUAGAUUGAGAUGGUAGGACAUGCGACAAAGGCGUCGAGAAAGAAGAUUACGGCGUGGAAAUCAAAUGUCUAUAUAUUUUUCUAUGCGAACGCGGUUUCUAUAUAUUUUCUUGUGUUGUUACUGCAGGUUUUGCACGCCGGCCAGCCAGUGUCCGAUGAUCGAUCCUCACUGGGAGUCGCCAGAAGGUGUACCCAUCGAUGCGAUCCUGUUUGGAGGCAGACGUCCAAAGGGCGUGCCGCUAGUUUACGAAGCGUUCGACUGGAAACACGCCGUGUUCAUCGGUGCAGCAAUGAAGUCCGAGGCAACGGCCGCGGCCGAGCAUAAGGGCAAGGAAAUCAUGCACGAUCCCUUCGCCAUGCGUCCGUUCUUUGGAUACAAUUUUGGACACUAUUUGCAACAUUGGUUGUCUAUGGAGACGGCUGUACCCAACGUCAAGCUGCCUAAAGUAUUCCAUGUCAACUGGUUCCGGAAAGACGACCAGGUAAGAGAAUUUUAUAUCUGAGGGUUAGGGGUAGGGCGUUCUUAUUUACCACUGGCGUACCUUGGAAUCAUUUUCAGUUAGGAAGGAUUAAAUCUAAUCUUAGAUAUUUGCCACUGUUGCAUGUCUACCGUAUUAACUAAAGAUAACCUAAAUGGCGUUUUGUAGGGUAAAUACAUGUGGCCUGGAUACGGGGAAAAUUGUCGUGUCUUAGAGUGGAUUUUACUCCGGAUUGACAACGAGCCCGGCACGGCUGUGCCAACACCCAUUGGUAACGUACCCACCCGGGAAAAGUUUGACUUAGAAGGAAUUCAAGUGGACUUUGAUGGCCUAUUUGACGUCCCGGUCGACUUUUGGAAAAAUGAGGUGAAUAUACAUAUUAUAAUAUAGUUUAUUAAAAUAUUGAGAUGCCACCGGUCGAUCUUAUUUUAACGUCUGUUUUUGGCUAGAUCGAAGAAAUCGCAAAAUUUUUAUACGACCAAGUGGACGAGGAUUUACCGGAAGAGAUAAAAGAACAGAUUGAUAACUUGUUGAAACGUUUGAAUUCCCAACGAACAGCCUAACAGCUAUAUUAUUACGUUAUUGAUAAUUUUUGUUUUUAUAAUAUUACACUAAGUUGAUAAUUUUUACUUAUAUUUUCAUUUUGUUUUUAUUUUACGAUGUUAUAUUUAUACUGUACUAUCUAUGACUAAAAUAUUAUAUGUAAAUUUAUUUAUUUAUUUAUUUUUUUUUUUAAUAUUUAAAGCUACGAAUGAUUCUCGAGGGGUUUUUAAUAGACUUUGAAAAAAAAAAAUUAAAACAAACCCAUGAAAACCGUGAUUCGACCAAUGCGAACGCACGUGAAUAAUAUAGUUUAUAAUUGUAAGCGAAAUAACUGUUUAACGUCAUGUGAUAAUUAUUUCACUAUAUAGCAUGUAAGAAUAUUAAUUUAUUAUCGAUAAUUUAAUUGAUUGUAAUAAUAAAAUAUAUAAUUGAGUAUUGAAAUAAAUGAGUGUUAUUUGAUAA
Cinara cedri is the source of this 9912-nucleotide messenger RNA. The record is from the annotation of a GenBank genome assembly. Lineage: Eukaryota; Metazoa; Arthropoda; Insecta; Hemiptera; Aphididae.